UCUUUGCACAACAGCUUCUGCAUUUUAUUUAAGUUCAAUUGAUUUAUGGAUCAAUGUCUCAGGCCUUUCAGUCAUAUUUGUUGGUUCUGAAUUACUGAGUUUUAGUGCUAAUUUUCAUGCCAUUAAUGCCAUACUGCUUUGAAUUUAUUUAUUUGUCAUGUUCCAGUUUCUUCCAAACUUCUUAUUCUUGAACAAAAUUUUGACAAGUCAAGCACACGAUCAUCGCAACAUUUAAUAUAUGGUUAACUUCCUGAAAUUUAGGUAGCUAUACCUAUAGCUGAGUUAAGUGCUUGCAAAUUCUAAGGUUGUUAUACCUGUACUUUCUGUAGUCGUGAUUUUGUUCCACUCAUAUUUGGUUUCAGUACGAAUCAAGUUUUAACCUAUUGGUUUUGACGUUUUGUUAGGCGCCAAUUCUCCUAUUUGUAGCUUUCUGUAUUUGAGGCAACUUUCACUAACUAGUUAAACACAUUGAUCUGGGACGAUGCUUCAUCUGUGGUGUUUGCUCUAGUAGUUCAAAAUCCUUUGUACCAACACAAGACCAUCUUACCCAUAGCCAGAAAGAAUGGCAGAUAGUUUUUUCAACCACUGGUUACCACAACUACUGGUCAACCUAGUUCUAGGCUUUCUGUUCCAAAUAAAACAGCUGCAGGUGUAAAGUUCACUAUUGCCUCAGUUGAUUAGUAGGUCUUCUCCUAUCAGCUACUCACAUAGAGCUUUUUCUCUUAAUACAAAGAUACGCAGUUCUCCUGUGUGUUCGAUAAAAACAUAGAGCUUCAAACAAAGGAAGGCCUCUUGUACUCCUUAUGACCAGUUACGCACCACGAACACUCCUGCCUCUGCCUCCACCACCUUAUGAUCUUUUUUUUUUUGAAACAUUGACCACCUUAUGAUCUCACUCAUGAUAUUAUUACCUGGAGCACUUCACUGUCAGUUUCUGAGUUUUUUCGCUUGAUUCUUCCAGGCUCCAUUGUCGAUCAUCUGGUAGCAGUCAAAGGUCCCCAUGAAUAUCUUGAAUGCUCUGGUCUCCUUUGCUUCCCGAUGGUUCCUGUACUUCGUGGUAGCAGUGGUUAUACUAGCGGUGUUCUACUGCUUCCUGAAGCAACUAGCAGAUGAUGCUGGCACAGAGCAUGAACCAAUUCGGCGUCAAGAUGCAACAGCCCGCGAAACUGAACCGAUCCUUCCAAGAAAAGAGGUGUUUUUCAGCUACGGAGCAACUGGAGAGCAGCCUGAGUCCAGCGUGUGCCCCGCUGAAGAUUCAGAUAGUGACAAGAUGUGCAAAAUCUGCUACGAUGCUCCCCGGAGUUGCUUCUUCAUACCCUGCGGCCAUUGCUUUACCUGCUUUACAUGCGCAAGGAGGAUCGUGGAAGAGGAAAACAAGGCCUGCCCGAUCUGUCGGAGGCUGAUCCACAGAGUAAAAAGAGUCGAGAGCCCUUAGAUCAACCAGAAGGAUCUGCACUUUUUUGUUUAAGGGAUCUGCAUCUAGGGGUGGUAAAGGGCCAUCUAAUUUAGUCUAGCAAAUUUAAGGAUCGGGCUCAAUAAGAGCCGGACCAUAAAUUAAUAUAAUUUUAAUCUAAAAAUAGAUAGAGUUAA
This is a messenger RNA of Setaria italica (foxtail millet), 1590 nucleotides long. Its product is annotated as E3 ubiquitin-protein ligase SP1. Lineage: Eukaryota; Viridiplantae; Streptophyta; Magnoliopsida; Poales; Poaceae. The transcript has 4 exons. The record is from RefSeq and is a predicted model, not a curated record. The coding region runs from base 1001 to 1435 and encodes 144 amino acids.